Messenger RNA from Xyrauchen texanus (razorback sucker), 1357 nucleotides. RefSeq names its product ADP-ribosylation factor-like protein 5A. The transcript is spliced from 6 exons. The record is from RefSeq and is a predicted model, not a curated record. Gene Ontology annotation, biological process: intracellular protein transport; vesicle-mediated transport; protein localization to Golgi membrane. Lineage: Eukaryota; Metazoa; Chordata; Actinopteri; Cypriniformes; Catostomidae. Gene Ontology annotation, molecular function: GTPase activity; GTP binding. Bases 330 to 869 code for a protein of 179 amino acids. Gene Ontology annotation, cellular component: trans-Golgi network; cytoplasm.
ACAGUGGACUGACUUGCUAGAGAUAACUUUGAGUGGUUGCGAAUGCGGAUAGACGCUUUUCUGACUGCCGCAGACAAGGCACGACAAGACGAGCCAAAUGAACGCCCUCGUUUCACUUUCCAGAGAUGACAUCGCCGAAAUAAUGCAGUAUUUCGAAACCCCAUUAUCAAGAAGCAUGGAUACCGUUCACAGAAUAUUACAUUAGUUAAAAGCUGUUACCGCGAGCUCUUGUUUUCGACUGAAUUGGAGUGGAUCGUUAGCUUACCUGGCUAGCACAUCGGUUUUUAGUCCGCUCCUGGGUGCUGAUUGCCCGUGGCCGUACAGCAGAAAUGGGAAUCAUUUUCACAAAGUUAUGGAGGCUUUUUAACCACCAAGAGCACAAAGUCAUUAUUGUUGGGCUGGACAAUGCAGGAAAGACCACCAUACUUUAUCAGUUCUCUAUGAAUGAGGUGGUCCACACUUCACCAACUAUAGGAAGCAAUGUGGAAGAGAUUGUGGUCAAUAACACACAUUUCCUUAUGUGGGACAUCGGGGGACAAGAAUCACUGCGUUCCUCUUGGAACACUUACUACACUAAUACAGAGUUUGUUAUCGUUGUGGUAGACAGCACAGACAGAGAGAGAAUCUCAGUGACCAGAGAGGAGCUCUACAGGAUGUUAGCCCAUGAGGAUCUGAAAAAAGCUGGUUUGUUGAUUUUUGCCAACAAGCAAGAUGUGAAAGGUUGUUUAACUGUUGCUGAGAUUUCCCAGAGUCUACAGCUCACCUCCAUCAAAGACCAUCAGUGGCACAUCCAGGCCUGUUGUGCCCUUACUGGGGAGGGGCUCUGCCUGGGACUAGAAUGGAUGAUGUCACGGCUACGAGUAAGAUGACCUCUGACCUCAGAAAGCAGUGUGCUCUCUCUCUCUCUCUCUCCCACCGUGCGUGGAGGCCGGUUGUCGCUCACUGUGAAGUUUACUCAGUGACGUCACCAGAACUUGUUUCUUUAAUUUAUUACAGAUCAUUGAGAACUGUGAACAAACAAUCUGCAUCUAACUUACUAAAAUUUGUCAGGACUUGCAAGACUUACAAGCAUAAACUGUGUUUUUCUGCACGGAUAGAUGUUAAAAAGUUUUUUAGGGUGGUACAGACCUUGGUCUAAGAGGACUUGUCUCUAGCUGAGUGGAUCCCUGUCUGGAGUGGCCUUGCUGCUUUGCCCAACUACCUGACAUGGUGUUACCCAGUGUGUACAGUCCAGUAUUUUCAUUAACCUUGUGCCUGCACCUGACUUUCUGUCUCCCCUAGGCUGAGGAGACAAGAUGCCAUGCAAGGGGAGGCAGCACUCAUGUAAAAUACAAAUAAAUAGUGUUUUUAUCUGUCA